Molecule: messenger RNA, 2160 nt
Organism: Aureobasidium pullulans EXF-150
Lineage: Eukaryota; Fungi; Ascomycota; Dothideomycetes; Dothideales; Saccotheciaceae
Exons: 2
Coding region: 47-1828 (593 amino acids)
Source: RefSeq, a predicted model, not a curated record
GCAAUCAAGCGGUAGAGACUAGAGAGAGCACAAGCUACGGAUGAGCAUGGCGGGCAACCCUUUCAGAAAGUCCCAAUUCCUGUCGCUGGAUGUUGGAGCGGCGCGCGAAGCAGCAGCGGCCGACCUAAGACUCGACACUAGUCAGCCAGCGACAACAGCGACAAACACACAGACCAAGCCAAAAGGAAAGGUGCAGAAGAAGGUUCGCAUCUUGUCGCCUGUCGUCAGUCCGGAUACACCGGCCGCCCACCAAGAACAUGACCCCUUCAACUCAUACCUCAACCCUGUGGGGCAGUCUGCAUCCAUACCACCAACCACCGAAGACCAAGACAUCGACGUCGCUCGCGAGCUACGCAAGUCCUUUAUCGAGUCACUGGCAAGGGGAGCCUCCAAGCCCAACACUGAGCUCACUGGGGCCGCUGCGCCGAUAGCUCCAGCGAUAGCUCCAGCUCCAUCGACCUAUCCAGCUUCCGUACCUUCUCCUCUACCAGAAAAGAUGGAGAACCCCUCCCAACCAGUUCAAGCACCAUACAAUCCCUUUGCCAAAACGCUGGCUACCAUUGAUCCUCAGAAUGCCUCGUCGGCUCCUGUCGGACUAUCAAGGGAUGUAUCCGCUCCUUCCGCAAAGCCGGCCAUGGAUGUUGAUGCUUUCACACGCAUGCUGUUGACCGGCAACACCCCGUCUGCUUCUCCUGGGCCCAUGACUCCAUCGAGCCGUCUUCCAUCUGGCAGGACCAACUCUCUCGGCGACCUUCACCCCGAGUCUCCCUCUGCUUCCGACGACGAACAUCACGAUGAUCCUCCGGAUCAGGACUACGAGCAAUUGACUGGCUUGGUCAAGACUCCAGAAGCACACUCCAAGAAACAAAAGCCGCCACCACCUGCACAUCAUCAUGGGAAAGCCCUCCCUCCAACGCGAAAGGGCCCGCAAACUGUCUCUUUUGCCGACUUUGAUGUUCCUGCCACCCCUCCCGCCCUCCCGUCUCCCUCGCUGGCCUCUCCAAAGCCACAGCUCAUGAGGUCUCCUUCUGAUCUAAACAAACCUCUGCCUCCGCCUCCUCCGCCGCAUCAAUCACCUAGUCCAGAGGUGGCUCCUCCUAUCACUCUAGACCAAGCUGAUGGGCCAGCUCAAUCACCUCAGCUUCCUGCCGAAGACUUCUACCUUCAGUUCAAAAAAGCUCCCCCUCCACCUCUUUCCCGCAGAAGCAGUCAAUUGCGAAGCGGCAGCGGCCGACCUCGCAGUAGCUCCAAUCUAUCUCGCUCCUCAGUACCAGACGAUUACUCCGAUGGCACCGCAACGCCACCCUCAAAACCACCUCCACCUCCAGCACGACGCGUCCCUCACAGCGUAGAACCCGAUCUACCGCCUCCAUCAGCACGUCCUCCCCUCCCACCUCCCCCUCGCAACGCCAAACAAAGACCCCAAAGCGUCAGCCGCACACCCUCCACAACUUCCGUAGGCUCAAUAAACAGCCGUACCCAACAACCAGCCAUGCCGCCUCCACCACCUCCACGCCGAGGAGAAAACAAACGCAGAAGUCUCGAUGGCACUAUGCUAGGUAUUUCUGCGCCCAGCUCACGUCGCAUGAGCGAUACAAGUCGCAGAUCCAGCGGUGCUAGUUUCGGCGGCAGGACAUCUUCUGUGUCCUCUAUCCCUACGGUCGAUGAGGGUGACUCUGGUGGUGAGGAUAGGAGUUUCAACGCUACGCCGCAGCCGGAGAUGCAGAGUGCCGCUGCCGCUUCAGGUGGAGGACCCGAUAUAUUGGCUGAUAUGUCGGCUAUGCAGGCUGAGAUUGAUGCUUUGAUGGCAAGGUCGAAGGGCACGUGAUUGCCACAGAAAGAGAAGGUGGGUGGACCGAACGAUGUUUUCCUCAUUUCUCCAUCACAACGAAUUCAUGUCAAAGGUGUUUCAGUGUUUCAUUCUUGGGUAUAGAAAGGGGUGCUUCUCUAUUGAUACAAAGAACUAUUUCCUUUUCUGCCCUCUUGUUCGUUUUGAUUGAUCUCCUCUCAUCCUAUUGCUGGCUUUCCUUCUUCUUUUUCUCUCUUGAAUCGAGCUGGUUAUGCCGCCUCUUGUUCGCUUGCCCGUUGUCUCAUGUAUUGCCAUUGUGUGAUUUACAUGACAGCAUUCCCUUCUCUUUAUUUCUCUAUCCAUAUCCACGC